Messenger RNA from Soboliphyme baturini, 576 nucleotides. Lineage: Eukaryota; Metazoa; Nematoda; Enoplea; Dioctophymatida; Soboliphymatidae. The record is from the annotation of a GenBank genome assembly.
AUGCCCCCAACGUCAUCCGGCCAGAUCACCGUAGAAAAAACUCCGAACUACUUCGUUCAUCGGCAGGUUCCUGCACGAAUUCAUCGCAUGUCCCCGAAGACGAAGCUGUUGCUCAUCGUGCGAGAUCCCUCUGUGACGAAGAAACGCAGCUCCAAACCGUUCGACAAGAUGGCAUGCAUCGACCAAAACUGUACAGUCAUAGACACCAGCUGGUCGGCCAUCAAAAUAGGACUUUACUCUAAGCACGUCAAACGGUGGUUACGGUACUUUCCCCUGCAGCAAAUACACAUAGUGUCAGGCGAGAGGCUGAUCACCGACCCGCUUGAGGAAAUACGACAGGUAGAACGUUUUCUGGAACUGCGUCCUUUCGUUCGGCAGGAUCACUUCUUCUACAACUCCUCCAAAGGCUUUCCGUGCAUCAUGAAACCGAACCAUUCCACUUACCAUUGCCUCGGCAAGAACAAGGGACGAACUCACCUUCCCGUCAGUGAAAUCACCAUGAACAGGCUCAAAGCGUUCUACGCACCGUUCAACAAAAGAUUUUACGACAUUGUCGGCAGAACGUUUGACUGGUGA